AUGAAAAUUGAGGGAGAUAUUCACGAAGUACUGACACCGCCAUUCUUUAUGGGCCACCCGUUAUUAAUUGAUUUAUUUUGUUUUCUCUGUUAUUUAGGUGCACCUAUUGGUGGUUUAGGUUGUGGAACAAUUGGUCGAGGUUUUCGUGGAGAAUUUUGUCGUUAUCAACUAGUACCUGGUCUCUACGAAUUUAAUACUGUUGAUGCAAAUACUUUUACUGUUUGUAUUCGUCGCCGAAAUACAACAACUUAUUGUCAAGUAUUAACACCAUAUCGAUUAAGAAAAAAAGGUUUACGCUCAUGGAACUGCGCAUUUCCAAAAGAAAAUGGUCAUUAUCAAGCAUUAUAUCCUCAAUCAUGGACAACAUAUGAUUUACCUAAUCAAAAUAUCCGCUUACUAUGCAAACAACUUUCACCUGUCAUUCCACACAAUUAUAAAGAUUCAUCUCUACCAGUCGCUUCUUUUCUUUGGUAUAUUGAAAAUUUAAAUGAUGAGCCUGUUGAAGUUAGUCUGAUGUUUACAUGGCAAGCUGGUUCAGCUUCUCAGGAAUUUUCAUGUCGAGAUAUAUCACAUGAAUCUAUUGAUGUUACUGAUGAUGAAAUUUCAGCUAGUGGUGUAUCCAUCAAACAAACGUUACGUGGUAUGAGACUUGAAUAUUGUAUAAUGGGAAAAAAAGAGUUAGAUAAUACAAUCACUACAAGAACAAAUUUUAAUGUUCAUUCGAGUACAGAUGGACGUGAUAUUUGGCUUGAUCUAACUGAUGAUGGUCGAUUAACGGAAUCGAAAACUGUUCGAUCAACAAGCGUUCAUACAGCGAGUUGUGUAUGUAUAACAACUACGGUUGAACCAAAUUCUAUCAAGACAUCUGAAUUUGUUCUUGUUUGGCAUAUGCCUAUAAUUAACUUCGGUCUUGGACAAAGACAAUAUCGGAGAUGGUAUACAAAAUUUUUUGAUACAGAAACACUCACAGGAUCAACUCUUUGCAUUCAUGCAAUGAAAAAUCGAAUACAAUGGGAAGAAGCUAUUGCAAAAUGGCAACAGCCAAUUCUAGAUGAUGAAUCAUUACCAGAAUGGUAUAAGAGUGCUUUAUUUAACGAAUCUUAUUUUAUUGCUGAUGGUGGAAGUAUGUGGCUUGAUGUAAGUGAAGAUAUGACAUUGCCUAAACAUGUUAGAGAAUGGGGUCGAUUUGGUUAUUUAGAAGGUCAUGAGUAUCGAAUGAUAAAUACAUAUGAUGUUCAUUUUUAUGCAUCGUUUGCAUUAAUUCAAUUAUGGCCUCAGUUAGAAUUGAGUAUUCAAUAUGAUUUUGCUAGUUCAAUAGAUUAUGAAAAACGUGAAAAUCGUACUUAUUUAUUUCAUGGUCGAUCAGCUCAUUGGAAAACAUUACAUUCCGUUCCACACGAUCUUGGUGAUCCUGAUGAAGAACCAUGGUUAUUAAUUAAUGCUUAUAUUUCUCAUGAUACAGCUGAAUGGAAAGAUUUAAAUUUAAAAUAUUUACUUCAAAUAUAUCGAGAUUAUGUUUAUACACAAAAUAAACAAUUUCUUAUUGAUGUAUGGCCAACAGUAAAAAUGGUUACUGAUCGUGUUAAAAAACAAGAUACUGAUGGUGAUGGUCUUGUUGAUAAUGGUGGUUUUGCUGAUCAAACUUAUGAUGCAUGGGCAGUAACUGGAGCAAGUGCAUAUUGUGGUAAUCUUCAUAUUGCUGCACUUCGUGCUUGUGUUGAAAUGGCACGAAUGCUGAAGGAUACAGAUGCUUUAGAAGAAUAUGACGUAUGGCUUAAAUUAGCUAAAAAGUCAUAUUCAGAUAAAUUAUGGAAUGGAACAUAUUACAAUUAUGAUUCAAGUGUAUCACGCCAUCAUGAUUGUAUUAUGUCGGAUCAAUUAGCUGGGUUUUGGUAUUUACGUUUAUCUGGUCAUAAAUAUGAUGAUUUUGAAAAAGAUCGUAUUAGUAGUGUACUUAAUACAAUAUUUAAUAUGAAUGUUAUGGCAUUUGGUCAGGGAAAAAUUGGUGCUGUUAAUGGAAUGACUAGUUCAGGACAAUUAGAAGUUGUUAGUAUGCAAUCGGAAGAAAUAUGGACUGGAGUUACAUAUGGAUUAUCAUCGACAAUGAUUAUGGAGAAUUUGAAAAGUCAAGCAUUUAUUACAUCUGAAGGAAUUUAUAAUACAUGCUACAAUGUGGCUGGUUUGGCAUUUCAAACACCUGAAGCAUUGAUGCGUGAUGGUCAUUUUCGAUCUUGUGGAUAUAUGCGUCCAUUAUCUAUUUGGGCAAUCCAAAAAGCACUUGAAUUAUCAUGUUUAGAAUCAAAUACUGACAGUAACAAUUUAGAUGAUCAUUAA
Rotaria sp. Silwood2 is the source of this 2334-nucleotide messenger RNA. Lineage: Eukaryota; Metazoa; Rotifera; Eurotatoria; Philodinida; Philodinidae. The record is from the annotation of a GenBank genome assembly.